CAGUGCAAACAAUCGCAUGACCAACAGAUACUGGAAUCCAACACAACAGUAAGCCUGCUUCUUGAUCUCUAUCUGUCGUAGAACUUGUCCUGAGACGUGGUUCCAAAAGGGGCUGUCGCGUGGUGUUUGUCUUGGCAGGUCGUCACUUUCUGGUUCGAAACUCCGCAACCUCCGUGCCGUGAGAUUCGUCAACAUCCCACCCUCACUCUGACCCUACGACACUUUUGCGCAUGCUUGGCGCGCCCGACCUUGCGACAGGAGAAGAUGUCUCCAUGUUGCGUACCAUCAUUGCGACCGGCUGCCUGAUUUGGUGGGUGGUAGUCUGGAAUGUUUGUGCUAUUGGCUUCGUUCAGCUUUUCCGCUAUUACUGGAGGAGACCUCAGCAGGCAACGUGCGUUACGACAUUGAAAGACGAUGAAGUCCCUCGAGUCACCGUUAUACGGCCAGUCAAAGGCCUCGACCCACGAUUGUACGAAUGCCUCGCAGCCACCCUCCGCCAGACGUACCCCAAAGACAAACUGAACACCGUGUUCUGCGUUCCUGAGCGAUCCGAUCCCGCCUUUCCGAUUCUCGAACGCCUAUGUAAUGACUUCCCGGACGCCCAUGUGCAAAUCUUGGUCGAAGAAGAGGAUCCGCUGCUACUGAAGGAUAAUAACGCGCUGGGACCCAAUCCGAAGAUCAGAAACAUGAGUCGUGCCUAUAGGGAGGCCGAGGGUGACAUCGUGUGGGUGCUUGACUGUAACGUCUGGGUCGGCAAGGGCGUUUGCGGUCGACUAGUGGACCUACUAUGUGGCUUUGGACAGGACAAACAUGGCAACAGCAAGAGAAAGUACAAGUUCGUGCACCAGACACCUCUCACGGUAGACCUCGAUUCGCAAGGUCUAUCGCUACAGGACAGGAAGGAGUUGCUCGGAGGAAAACCAGAAGCUGCAGCACAGUUGACCAAUAUCGCGGCAAGCACAUCUUCGGAUCCUCGCAACCACUCGGGAAGUACUAUCAGGAAGCUGCUGCAGCGUGGUGGCGGACGUCUGGACGAAGCUUUCAUGUCUUCUGCCCACGCCAAAUUCUACCAAGCCAUCAACACCGUCGCUGUAGCACCCUGUAUUAUGGGCAAGAGUACUAUGUUCCGUCGCUCCCAACUCAACUAUGUUACCUCAUCGAACCCAGAACGCACUCCCGGUAUCGAUUUCUUCUCCGACAAUAUCUGCGAAGAUCACCUCAUUGGCGAUGUGCUGUGGAAAGAACCCCAAGCUUUCGAGAAACGAGGUUACCAACCAGAACCAGGGACCAAGAAGGAGACCUGGGGCAAGCACGCUAUGCUCUUUGGUGACUUCUGCUACCAGCCAAUCAGCCAUACGUCUGUGAUGGCCUACUUACAGCGUCGUAUUCGAUGGCUACGAGUACGGAAGUUCACGGUUACGUUAGCAACGUUUGUGGAGCCAGGAACGGAGAGUCUUCUGUGUGGGCUGUAUGGCGCAUACGCUCUAACGACGCUACCCGUGUUCCACAACAUCGGCAUCAGCCCGACUUGGACCUCCUUCUUCCUCAUCUGGCUCCUACAUCUGUCUGCUUGGUGUCUAGUGGACUACGUUCAAUAUCUGUUGCUUCACUGCGCCAAGACUGUCGAAAUCGAUGCCGACACUCCUGAUUUUAUCUUGCCCCAGCGAUCAGCCUCUGCAUACCACCGCACCGAAGUUCUUGAACCUCUCCUUGGCAAUAAGACUCCAAGUGAGCCAAGUCUACUUGAUGGUGCAAGAAGAAACUUCAUGGACUUUCUCUAUGCUUGGCUUGGUCGCGAGUUCUUUGCAUUACCUGUAUGGGUCAUUGCGUUCUGGGGCGGCGUUACUGUAGAAUGGCGAGGUCGGAAAUUCUGGGUCGGGCUAGACAUGAAGGUUCAUGAGAUAUUGCCCCAAGUGAACGAAGCCAAGAAAGACCAGGGCAAGAAGCCUUAGCGCUUUAUGCGUCUUUGAAUUAGAUUUUGUACAGCAUGUAGCCAUGAAAGCAUUUCAGGUGUUUCCAGGACAAUACAGAUGCAGUCAGACGGGUGCACUGACAUUUAGAUGGUGAACUGAGUCUUUGUUGAUCAAGAGUAAGUAUAACCAAGCUAAUCCUGUCGUGCAGGGUCCAGCUGGAUGCCUCCUACAAUACCAUCAAUCUCCGUCAUGACGUCUGGCGUAAGCUUGUCCAAAACUUUCAGAGCUGCACAGUUGUCCACCACCU
Messenger RNA from Alternaria alternata, 2220 nucleotides. Its product is annotated as ceramide glucosyltransferase. Gene Ontology annotation, molecular function: ceramide glucosyltransferase activity. Lineage: Eukaryota; Fungi; Ascomycota; Dothideomycetes; Pleosporales; Pleosporaceae. The record is from RefSeq and is a predicted model, not a curated record. Gene Ontology annotation, cellular component: membrane. Gene Ontology annotation, biological process: glucosylceramide biosynthetic process. The transcript has a single exon. The coding region runs from base 273 to 1952 and encodes 559 amino acids.